This is a messenger RNA of Poecilia reticulata (guppy), 9412 nucleotides long. Lineage: Eukaryota; Metazoa; Chordata; Actinopteri; Cyprinodontiformes; Poeciliidae. The record is from RefSeq and is a predicted model, not a curated record.
GCUUGCCGUCAGAAGACCGUGAGUUGUCGCCUGAGUUGCUGCUCCGCUGUGAGAAAAAUGUUAGGAGCUGUUUGGGACUGCAGUCGUGGCCUCUGAGCCCAUUUCGGGGACAAAAGAACAGAAUAAAUUCGCCGAGUGGAACACCUGUUAAUGCUUAAAAAGGUUGCAGAGCCAUGAUCUGAAUCGCUACGAUCAGUCUUUUCCUCAUGAAAGCAAACCAAUAUGGCAUGUUGACCCUCACACAUGCUGCAAACACAUACUAACAAGCCAUGUCUCUGACCGAAUCCAGUGCUAACGUGAGUGACUGGCUGAGCAUGCUUCGUUUGGAGCAAUACGGUGAGGCAUUCCAGGAGGCCGGGCUGACAAAGUUGCAAGACUGCCAGAACCUCACGCCAGAUCAAUUGGACCGGAUGGGCAUCAACCUGCCAGGUCACCAGAAACGAAUCCUGGCAAACCUUAACAAAAUGACCGCUAGUUAUGUUGCACAUGCUAAUGUUGUAAAGCCAGAGAGUUCUGAGCAGACCGGUCGUCCUGAAGUUAAAAGGAAAGAGAAGCCUGUGCCUGUUCCCUUGCAAAAAAAAGUAGAAGAAGGGAAAAUGGAUGGCGAGAUAACAAGACCUACACCCAGGGAGAGAGACAAACCAGUCCCCAAGGAGAGACAUUUGUGUAAUACACAAGACAACAGUAAUGGAGAAGGAAAACCGAAACCUGUUCCUGUGCAAAGACACUCUGCUCCUGUAGGAGGAAAGGAGGAAGAGAGGAGUGGAGCACCGGAUGGAAAAAGGGCUAAGCCUGUACCAAAAGAGAGGACUAAGUUUCGUUCUAAUUCUUCAGUGAACUGUCACCCUACACCCAUUGUGUCUGCACUGCCUGAUGCAUCUUUGCCACCUGUUCCCCCACGCAGCACACCUAACUGCCCCCCACAGCCCUUCGUCUCAUCCCCUGCUCAACACUCUGGCUCCUUGAGUUUGGACAGGAUCGUUGUGGUGCCACCUCCAGAAGUAAAGUGCAGAUCUUCAUCCCAGAAAUCCACCCCCACCAGCACCUUUGUUUCCACAGAAGCGCCCAUCCAAACUCCCAGCAUCCAGUCGUCCACACCCCGUUCUAAUUCAUUACCCAUACAGCCGUCUACCCAUUCUUUCGGUGAGGAUGAAGCCAGGAAAGCUUCUCCCGUCUCCUCAGCCUCCUCUGCCAUUGAGGACAAAAGUGUCCCUCCUCUGCCUCCAAAAGCAGGAUUUAAAGGCCCACCACCAAUCCCACAGCGGGUUCCUCUACAGUCUCCCAAAACUCACAGCCCACCUCUGACCAAGAAAGGAACCGAGGAGCUGAUUCAGACAGACCCCACUCCACAGGUUCCACUACGUAAUAGGACACCACAAGCACAGGAAAUCAGCAAACCGUCCGAGCAGACUGAACUACAGCCCGCUCUGCCUGCGAGGAAGAUCUCCAAGCCUCCUCUCUUGGUUCCAGUUGAUGAUAGUUCUAAUGACUACAUUGAUACAGACCUGCUUAACUCCAGUGUUCAACAAAGGAAGGUGACAGACAGGGACAUGUCCCUGCAAGUACCCAUUCACCACCAGAAGCGGGUUUAUUCUUUGUGUAGCGAUGAUGAGCUGUUAGAUGAAGAUGACCCAGAUUUUCCUCCUUGGCAGACUGAACGCAUCGCCAACCUGCCUGGCAGCUUUUGCCUGCCCGACUCCGGGAGACUGUCCACACCUGUUAAGGAAGACAGUUCCCAACUUUCUUCUGUCAUCAAGAUGGGGUGGCUGGACAAGAAUCCACCACAGGGGGCUCUUUAUUACCAGAGACGAUGGGUGAAGCUAGAAGUUGACUACCUAAAAUACUUUGACAAUGAAAAGGAGGUGUAUUCCAAGGGGUUUAUCUCCACAGCCUUUAUCACCAAUGUGUCUAGUGUGGGAGAGUUGAAGUUUGAGGUUGCCACAAACAACCGGACAUUUAUCUUCAGAGCUGAAAACGAAGAUGAAAGGAACGAAUGGGUGACUUUACUGAGGGACUGCACCGGGGGGCCCAAGCGCCCUAUAUCUUUGAUCGCAGGCUCACCUUUGACCCCAGACUAUUUUGGCUAUUUGGAGCUCAGAGGGCUACGAUCCAAACUUUUUACUGUUGUUGCUUCAGAUAAAGUCCUUCUCUAUAAGAACGCAGAUGAUUAUCGCAUCGGAGUGGGAAUCACAUUCAUUGACAUGAACGUUGGAAAUGUGAAAGACUCGGAUCGUCGUAGCUUUGAUCUCACCACACCUUACCGCAUAUUCAGUUUCAUAGCCGAGUCGGAGCAGUCGAGGGAGCAGUGGGUGCAGGCCAUGAGGAACGCCAUAGGAGAAGCGCUGUCCAACAGUGAGGUGAUUGAGCAGUUCUGGACGGAGCCUAGCAACAGCUUAUGCGCCGACUGCGGCGCUCCGAAGCCAGACUGGGCGGCCAUCAACCUUUGUGUGGUGAUCUGCAAGCAGUGUGCAGGAGAACACAGAGGACUCGGUCCAAGUAUCUCCAAAGUACGAAGUCUGAAGAUGGAUAAGAAAAUCUGGACAGAGGAGCUUAUCCAGGUUUUCCUAAAACUCGGGAAUGAACGGGUGAACAGUUUCUGGGCUGCUAAUGUCCCGCCAAGUGAAGCCCUGUCGCCGUCUAGCUGCAGUGAAGACAGACGCCGCUUCAUCUCUAACAAAUACCGCCAGGGCAAGUACAGAAAGUACCAUGCUCUGUACGGGAACCAGAAAGAGCUCAAUAAUGCACUCUGCAUAAAUGUGCAGUGCAGUGAUUUGCUGGAGACGCUGAGCCUGAUUUUCUGCGGUGCAGAUGUGAAUUGUUCAACGGGUAUGGCAAAUUGUCCGUCCCCUGAGUCCCUAGCCAGUGCACAUUCCCAACCUCUGCAGGCUGAGUUAAUCAAACACAACCUCAACACAGAGCUGCCCCAGUUACAGACGGAGCCUGAUAUGGAUUUGAAACAUUACCCACCGCCGCCUUGCGUCUCUUACGAUGGCUACUUGUUCAAAACUGCAUCCAUGGGGCGGGCUGUGGCGGAGCGCAAAAUGAAAGAGGAGUUCAGUCGUCGUUGGUGUAUGCUAAAUGAUGGCACCUUCAGCUACUAUGAACACGACAAGAGCACCAAUCCCAACGGGACACUUAAAGCAUCAGAAAUUGUUUGUUUGGCUGUCGAUGUGCCUGAGAAACACGGGUAUGAGUUUACCUUUGAACUCUACUCAGAAUCUGAGCGUAUUUAUCUGUUUGGCACUGAUGAACCAGACACCUACAAGGAGUGGGUCAAGUGUAUUGCCAAGACCUUUAUCCCAGCCACAGCAGAGCCUUUGCUGAGGCUGAGUUUUGAGCGGAUCGGACGGCUGAAGUGUAAAGAUGGCUUGAACUUACAGAAAUCCAAGGUCGGCUGGUUUGCUCUGGCCGGCUCUACUCUUCAUGUUUACCUGGAGAACAGCAAGGGAGAGGAGAUCCACUUGCGUAAACUCAAUGAACUUUCAAUUCAACAAGACAACGAAGUGUUGGUUCUUGUGGAGAAGGGCAGGACUCUGUACAUCGAGGGAGAAAGGAAGCUGGACUUUGCCGGCUGGUGUGGAGCUAUCCAAGCAGCGGCAGGAAGUGGAGGAGACACACUGAGUCAGCAGCAGCUCACAGACACAGAUAUACCCGUCAUUGUACUCAGCUGCAUCGACUACAUCACGCAGUGUGGUAUGACAUCGGAGGGAAUUUAUCGGAAAAGCGGCGUGAACUCCCGUGUGACGGCCUUGUGCGACAGAUUCCGCCGAGAUGCUCGUAGCCUUCGAUUGAAGGAGGGAGAGCAUCAGGUGGAUGACGUCUCCAACACUCUCAAGCGCUUCUUCAGGGAGUUAGAGGAGGGGCUGUUUACAUCAGAGUAUGCCUACAGCUGGCUCAGCAUCACUGCCUUACCAGAUGAAAAUGAUAAGAUCUCAGAAUACAAGGCCCUGUUGGACAGACUGCCUUGCGUCAACAAGGCUACACUACAAGCCCUCAUCAACCACCUCUACUGCGUGCAGCGUUUCUCUGAUCUAAAUCAGAUGAACCUCCACAACCUGGCCAUAGUGUUCGGUCCCACUCUGUUCCAAACCGAUGGGAAGGACUACACCGCCGGCCGAGCCAUAGAGGACCUCAUUCAGCACUACAUACUCAUAUUUGAGGUGGAUGAGCAGCAGCUGGACAAGCAGCUGAAGGAGAUCAAAGCCAUCAUCGACAUGACCGAUUUGAGAAUACGCCCCAAGUUUCCUAAACCCGGAGGUAACGGCCACUUCAUCUGUACUGUGUAUCUGGAGGAACUGAAGGACACAGCAGAGCAGCAUGUCAAGAUUCCGGGUUCAAUGACUGCAGCAGAGCUGGUGUAUGAGGUUUUGGACAGGCGCAACAUUCCAGUCAGAGAUAAGGAUUACUGGAGCUGUUGGGAGGUCUGCGAGGAAAUCGAACGUCCACUGCAUUAUCAGGAGAGAGUCUUGCCCAUUCUUCACUCUGCUGGCAAUGAGUCCCAUCUUCUCAUCAAGAAGCAGCCUGCUAUGGACGCCAUGGUCAACUACCUUGCCACUAAAGUCGACGUAUCCAAGCACGGGAUGAUGAAAUUCAGAGAAGAGCGAAGCAUUCUGGGUUUGGGUCUUCCCUCUGGAAAUUUCCACGAUCGAUUUUUCAUCCUCAAUGUCACCUCUCUCAGAAUGUACAAGGAUGUCAGAAGUCACCGUGCAGAACGUGAAUGGGUCGUGAAAAACUUGAAGAUUUACUUGGGAAUCAAGAAGAAACUCCGUCCUCCCACAUGUUGGGGUCUGACUGUUGUGUAUGAGAGCAAGAAACAAGAGAAGCCAGAGAGACAACAGUGGUGAGCUACUCUCAAUAUAUUUUCUAAGUUUUGCCUCCCCGCUGACACUGCAUCUAGGUAAGAAUCUACUAUAACACUUAAUAAUUACCUUUUAUAGCCUUCAAUUCUACCACAACUCCCUCUUCUCAAAACAUCUUGAAGAGUAAACCCAGUUUAGUAAUUAAUUAUUCAAUUCUUCUUGAACGCCCCUGUUGUUUAUACUUUGCCUACAAGCUUCAGACAUUCUUGUAAACUUAUUUUAGGACAAAAACGUUAUCUCCAGCAUACAAACAGAAACCUGGAGAUAACUGAGUUUAUAGUCAUGCUGUCCAUAUUAUGUGGGGAAAUACUCUCUGUACUUUAAUAAUUAAUGAUUUCAAUGCCUCGACUAACAACAACAAUAAAAAGAGAUUCUUAUUAAAAUAGUAAAAUACUCGAAUGAUGAUAAUGCACAAAAAAAGUGUCCAGAAAAACUUUAGAGUACCUUUAAGCAGGCUGGAAAAUACGGAUGAAACCGAUUUAUUUUAAUAUUAGCUGAAAUUCUUGCUCUAUAAAGCAAAAUGUAAAGAAAUGAAGGUUGAUUUGGCAGUUUUACACAAUAUAUUAUAACUAAAUUAUGAGAAAAUAUUUUACUUCCUGCAAUGCCAUGUAUCAAGCAUUUCUAUUUUAUUGUUAAAAUGAAGAUUUAGGUAAUGACUUCAUGAAUUUUUUUAAUAGUUUUGAUUAACUUUUACUCCUAAGUCUCCCGAAAUAAUAGUUACUUUGGAAACUUAUAUCAAUGCUACACAAUCCUCCUCUGUUGUGCAAAGAGGGAAGACACCAGAAAGUAGUGCAACACCAGUAAGAUUUUUGUGUUCGCAGAAGGACACUCCUGUUUUUGUGCAGAUGCAUUUGCUUUUCUUUAUGUGCAGAACGCCAUGGUAUUUUCUCUCUUAGUGGAAGUUUGAUCAUAUUCAUGAUAAAGUAUGCAUGUAAAUAUGACAAACAUCAGAAGCUGGAGGCUUUUCUUCUCUCAGAGAAAACAGGUCAGAUCCCUGCAUGAGUUUGGUGAGUGAGGCAUAUGAAAGGUCGGCUCCACCUAGAGGGGAAACACACCAGAAUACCUAUAACCAUGGCUGUGUUGUGCUCCAGGUCUCUUCACAUUCCCGUUCCUCUCUAUGUGUUUGUGCCUCAGCAUAAUGUGUGUGUUUGCCUCCCCCACCCCCAUUUAAAGUAGACUAAGACUGCACAGUGACAUUAAGGGCCUUGGACAGGUUUUUUGGAUGCAUCUAGAAGGCAUGCGCUCUCCUUUACUAGAGAAAGAACAUUUGGGUUUCCCAUCUUUUUUAGGGCUUUUUCUCUAUUUGGAAGAUUAGAUUGUGAUGAUAGAUUAACUUGGCUGCAGCAUAUCAGGGUCCCAGAUGUUGCAUGAAGGAACCCUGUAGCAGCAAUGAAAUCCCAUCCAUUACUUUUUACUCUUCGUACUGCAGAUGGUUCAAAAAUGCUGGUGCAAGACUUUUGACCAAGUUUUCAAAAUAAACUUGUGUUACCCCUCGCUUUAAUAUUCUGGUUCUGGUUUUUAUAGGGCUUUUCAUGGACAAAUGCCAGCAUAUGUCAUUGAUUUAAAAAAAAAUAAAUCUUUAUACCGCCUGUCAGUCCCUAAGGUCCAGUGGGCCAAACCUACUGGUUAUGACGCUCCCCAGGCUGAAGACAAAAGGUGACAGAGCAAUUUUUGCUGAGGCCUCCAAACUCUAUUACUCUCCUUCUGAGGAUGAGAACUGUUAUCUCUCUUAAAAAGUAGCUGAAAACUUUUUUAAACCAUCCUUUAUGUAAGAUCCUGUGCAUUCAUUUUUUCUUCUGGAGUUUCUUUUUUGUGCUUUUAACUGUGCAACAGUACACUAAUAUCACUUUCCUUUUUAAUAAUAGUUUUACUUUGUUUUUUUUUUUCCAUUUUAUGUACCCCUUUGUAUUUUUAUUCUGUACUGUGUAGUAUUUUGUGAUAUUUGUAUGUGUGAAGAUGUUUUUAUUUACCUGAUUACUUACUUCCCUUAAGCCAAGGCUGCAACCUCAAAAAGACCUGACAGUUCUCAGAGUUAUUUUGCAUUUUUUGUACCACGGCUGUCAUGUGCGUCAUGUUCUGGCACUGUUCUCGCUGCAACAAAAGCUAUGUAGCCAAGCAGCUAAAAUCAAGAAGCUCAGGCCUCCUGCGUAUAGAGAUCAGUGUGUCAUUUGCUCCACGUGGACUGGGACUGGAGGGAAGCGCACACACCUCCAAAUUAUUCAAAUAAGCGAGAUUCUGAGAGACUGAGGGAGUUGCUUUUUUUCCCAAGCUGUAAGGCACAAAUGCAAAAUGUGUUUAAGGAAAACCCUGGCAUUCUAUUUUCCUCUUGUGGCUUAUAAUGUCGAUUUAUGAACAUCACAGUGCCACUCGCAUAAAACCUCAGGUUAUUGCACACAGAUUUCCUGCUUUGCAGGGUGCUGUACUCUACACUAAAAACCCUAUAAACAUUUAUUUGUACAUUUACAGUUUAAAAUGAACAUGCGGAUAAUAUAAAAAAGCUUUGAAUGAAAAAGAGUAAUUGGAAGAAAAGAAAUCCUAUAGCAUACCCUUUCUCUCUCCCUUUCUCUUUGAAAGUCAAUUCAGUAUACCAUAAGCAACUAAGUAUAAAUCAGCCAUAUAUAUAUAUAACAAAGAAUAAUCAAUAUAUAUUGUCUUUGUAAUGAUACAGCACUCUACUGAGUAAAUACACUUUAUUAUACCUUGAUUAUAUUUUAUUAUUUUCUUAAAAAUAAAAAAAUUGGUCUACUGUUUUUGGUUUCUUUAGAGAGAUUGUUCCACAGGUUUGUUUCAUUUGGCCAUGCUUGUUAUAAGCAAAAAAAUAAAAUAAUACUCUGAAGGGCGUUUCCUCCAACACAUUAAGAUUGCCACUGAUGGUGAAAUCGCAGAAACCUUCCUUUUAGUGAAAUGAAGAAACAUCCUAGUGCAUCUUUGGAAAGGCUGGAAAGCAGCAGGGAAGCUCCUUGUGGAUGAGAGCCCAGAGGCUUUAUGAUCACCUUCAUCUUUAAUGAGAUUUUCCAAAACUGCCACAAUCUAGCAAGGUCUGAGCAAUUUUAGAGAUUCUGGAGAGUACAGGAUUUAGGGAUAUGUUAGUCCAUUAAUAAAGCUGAUCUGAGAAUGUGCUGCUAUUGAUUCAAGAAAUUAAAUCCAUUUAUGGCAUUGAAGAGUGGAGAAAUUGUCAUACGCUCAAUUUUCCUAAGGUGGAGCCAGACAACUGAAGGAAAACAUAUCAUGAAGUAUAGCAACAUAUAUAAAUUUUAAAAACAAACAAGUAAAUAUUGAAGUCAUUCCUAAAAUUGUAUAGGGUCUGCAUGUUUGCACUGAGAGCUUUUCCUAUUGGUUCUCCAGAGUUAAUGCCUAAUGUGUAUGCCUCUGCACGGACACCCUGGUGCUGCAUGUUAUAAUGUUCGUGCGCACGUCACGCUGAGGCUGGCAUUGUCAACAGCAGUAAACAUCUUCACAGAAGUAAUGGGAGCCCUGUCCCCCGUCACGCUGUGGGCCAUAUUAUCGUUUUGUUACGCUCCAUUGUCACGUCUCUUCCAUCUAGAAGCACACCUGAGAGGAAAACACACAGACGGAGAGAGAGAAUAUGAGGACGUGGGGAAUAGAGAAGACGAAUGUAGCAAAUGCAUAAAGACGCUACGUUUUUGUCUUUAUUUUCUUGUACAUUUCUCAGUAUCCAAAUCAGAACGUCUUCAUUGCUAUUGAGAGCUUUUCAUUUAAUUGCUUUUCUUUUUGCUAAAUCUCUAUUUAGCAAAAAUCAAUAAAGAGAGGCAAUAAACCCCAUUUAGCUCUCGGUUGUUUACAGCUGACGGUGUGGAGCAGUCGGCAAUAAAUUGUAAGCAACAAACAAAUGAAAACUGUUUUAGCAGAUAUAAACUGUAGGAAUGCUUGCUCCUCUUUUGAUUCACAGUAACAAGCACUAAUGAGCUCUAUUAGGCAUAAUGAUGCCAACAAGGCUCAGAGAGGGAAUCUGCAUACGAGGGGCUUUUGCAGUACGUGUGUCGUCUUAAUGUGUGUGCGGUAUACCUCAAACGCUGCCUGCUGUUUAGUUUUGUCUGUUUGUAUCGCUCUUGUACCUCAAGUGGAGAGCUUUGGAAUAAUUAUCUUGGUUCAGAUCGGUGCUGCUAACAGUAGUGUCUGUGUAAAUAAAGCUGUUUAUUCGUUAUCACGACGUGAUCGAUGACUCAGAGGGAUGUUGGACUCCAGCCGAAGUGGCUUCAAUCAUGCACAUGCACACGCCAUGGUUGCUACAACCAGCACUUAAACUCGAGCGCAAACAGGCAUAGAAAAAUAAUUGCAAUCAAAGUUUUCUUGUGCUUUCUCUUGAAAAUUAGCUCGCGCCUCUCUCUGUGUUUUUGCUCCAUCGACGUCACCGCCAGGUGCUACAGGGGAAGGCAUGACGAAAUCAGUUAAUGUCUUUGACUAAGUCUUUGUUUUCCUAAAUUUUCCUCGGUCUCUCGGGGCUUAUCUGCCUCUGCUACACGCACACAAGUACACUCUGCGCCUCCCGAGUUUGUUCCACUGUCUGGCUCACCUUAUCGCUAUCCAUUUAU